Molecule: messenger RNA, 612 nt
Organism: Aspergillus pseudonomiae
Lineage: Eukaryota; Fungi; Ascomycota; Eurotiomycetes; Eurotiales; Aspergillaceae
Exons: 3
Coding region: 1-612 (203 amino acids)
Source: RefSeq, a predicted model, not a curated record
AUGCGUCCCACCUUUGCCAUUGUCAUCGCCGCCUUGUUCUCUCUUGGGGCUCAAGCCCUGGAGGCUCCAAUUGAGGGUUACGGUGUUGAAGACUUUGAAUGGGAGGUAGAAUCUUCACCCGGUAACAAGCUCCGCGUCCGAGGAACAAUCGAAGAAGUGGCCAACCAUGUCCGUUCCAUCAAUCCCAACUACAAACAGGAGAUCAGUAAGCGCGACGAUAAGGGCUCCUUGACUGGCUCCCUGGAGCAGCGCUACGACAAGGAGAGUAUAAUCUGCUACCCGAAUGGAUGGGGCGCUGCAGAUGGAAACAAGGUUCAGGAGGGAGUUGAAUACCUCAAAAAUGACGUUGCUGGCAAGCCUACAAAUGGGCCCGGACCUGGAAACUGUGGCCGAGUGAGUUGCAGUUACAACAAUGCUAUUUGGUGGUGCAAUGAUAACACCGAAAGCAAAACUUUGGACUCUUUCCGAGAAAUCGGUCUUGCUGCUGAGGAAAUCUGCAACAAGUGUUGGAUGUCUGCUGUUAGUAGUGAUUCAGGAUUCGAGAAUCUUUGUGCUGGUCAGAUGUUCAUGAAGGACAAGUGGAAUGUGAUUGUACGUGAUGCGAAGUGUUAG